Polypterus senegalus (gray bichir) is the source of this 2693-nucleotide messenger RNA. Its product is annotated as Krueppel-like factor 10. Lineage: Eukaryota; Metazoa; Chordata; Cladistia; Polypteriformes; Polypteridae. The coding region runs from base 180 to 1592 and encodes 470 amino acids. Gene Ontology annotation, biological process: regulation of transcription by RNA polymerase II. The transcript is spliced from 4 exons. The record is from RefSeq and is a predicted model, not a curated record. Gene Ontology annotation, molecular function: DNA-binding transcription factor activity, RNA polymerase II-specific; RNA polymerase II cis-regulatory region sequence-specific DNA binding.
ACACACCUUUGUGUCUGAUUGGCUGUGAUGCAAUGGCCAGCCCUCACUGACGAGCGGAUUCUGAAACGCGCUUGAAUGGAGCAGAAGAGAAAGAGAGGGGAAACGUGAGAAUUCAUUUCGGCGAAGGUGCAGCUAUUCGCGGCGGCUAUCGCUUCUUCACUCACUGAAAGCGGCUGGAUAUGCUGAACUACAACUUGUCGCCUUUCUAUCAGCUAUCUGAUAAAGAAGCCAUGGAUGCAUUUAACGUCAAGCUCUUAAAUGUUGUUGCUGAGCAAGGUGCCAUUGAAGCUGUAGAGGCACUGAUGUCCAUGAGAUCCCUCUGCAAAAUGGGUAGCAAGCAACUAACUGAAUUCCGCCCACUCACCCCGUCUUCUGAUGGCCCUGAAGAAGCAGAUGAUCCACUUCUGUCUGGUCCAGUUGAUUUCUCUGUUUCCUCAUUUUGCUUGACCCCACCCUACAGUCCUGAAAACUUUGAGAUGUCUACCACAACUGCAAUGCAGACAUUUUCAACGAGACCAGCAUCUGAUUUUGGAAAGCCAAUGGAAAUGAACAUUUCCCAGAAGGAACGGCAAUCCAGAGAGUCUGUGCAGAAACAUCAGUCAUUUCAGGCGAUAAGUGUCAUUCGCCAUACAUCAGAUGCCCAGCCUUGCACUUGCCACUCGUGUCCAAUGGGAAAAAGAGAAUUUCCUACAGACAUAAGUCUUGCAUCUAAAAUUCCAGUUAAAAACAACUCUGACUCUGAAAAAAAUAAACGUAUUUGCACAGAAGUAAACCAGAUAUUUGCAGCAUCUGCAUCUGUGCCUGUUGUGACACCCGGGGUCUCCAACUCUGAAACAAAUAAACUUGUCUAUGCAGAAGUAAGCCAGAGCUUAGAGGCAUCAACAUCUGGACCCGUCUUUACACCUGUGGUGACCAACUCUCAGCAGAAUCCAGUCAUUGUCCCUUCAAGCACAUUGUCGCCUGCUGGAGUUUUGCCAGUUCCAGUAAUUUGCCAGCUUGUUCCUAUUCCUCCAGCCACAAACCGCUUUGUUACGACCGUCAUCCCUAACAAUCCAGCUGGGCAGCAACCUCUGUGUCAGCCAAUGGUAUUAAUGGGCACCCAAGUUCCCAAAGGUUCUGUCAUGCUUGUUGUUCCACAGUCAGGGGUCACCAAAAGAAUAACAGCAACUCCGAACGGUACCAAACUGUCUCCUAUUGCACCCGCACCAGGAUUCACAGUACCAGUACAAAAGACUGCCCUUCAUUCAGAGAUGUCAAGGACACGUAGUCAUGUCUGCAGUCAUGCAGGCUGUGGAAAGACCUACUUCAAAAGUUCUCAUCUUAAAGCCCACAUGAGAACUCAUACAGGAGAAAAACCAUUCAGCUGCAGCUGGAAGGGCUGUGAACGAAGAUUUGCACGUUCAGAUGAACUGUCACGACACCGACGAACACAUACUGGAGAAAAGAAGUUUGUCUGUCCAUUGUGUGACCGGCGCUUUAUGAGGAGCGACCAUUUGACCAAGCAUGCUCGCCGCCACAUAUCUGCCAGAAAGCUCCCCAGCUGGCAAAUGGAAGUCAGUAGGUUAUCUGACAUCUCUGCUGUGCAGCAGUAGACCGUUCCAGUGGGACAUGCUGGAAAGCUUGGACUUCCUUUUCACACAGAACACUGAAUGAGAGGAGCAGUGAUCCCUGUGCCUUGUUGCUGGGAGUUCUGCUGUUUUUGCACUCGGGGAGCAAGGAAAGUAAACAGGAGGUUAGGCAAGUUUGCUGUAUUCCUGUGAAAUGAACAAUUUAAAGAAAGGUCUCUUUGGGUUUGAAACAUUGUUACAAAGAUUAGGUUAAAGUUUUGUUAUAGUUGAAAAAGAUGACUGCGGUGGGCUGGCACCCUGCCCGGGGUUUGUUUCCUGCCUUGCGCCCUGUGUUGGCUGGGAUUGGCUCCAGCAGACCCCCGUGAACUUGUAGCGGGUUGGAUAAUGGAUGGAUGAAAAAGAUGACAGUGUACAGCGAUGCAUGUAACUCGUGGCCAAUAUUGUUUUUGCUUAUUUGCUAUUGAUUUUUUUUUACAGUAAUGUCAUUGGUUGUAGUAUCUAACUACCCCCCAUUUAUAAAUAAUUUGUUUAAGCUUUUGCACAUCCUGUGACAAUGAUUUUUGUGAAACCUUUGUGUAAAGUCAUCUUUUGGAAAUGCGAUUGUAAAUCUGAUUUCACGGAGUAUCUGCACAGCAUGCCAGCUAUUCUCUCAUUUUUCAAAAUGUCAGAAUAUCAACCGCUUUUAAAAGUGCUUCAGCUCAGGACAUGUUUAAUUCUUAAGGGGGAGAAACAGGAUUAUACUUAAUUUGGCACAUGACACUACUGUGUAUAUCACUGGCAAUGUACUGAAUAUUUGUAUAUCUUAAUUUAGGGCAGUGCUGCGGUUGUGUCCUGUAUUGUGUUUUAUCACAGUGUCAACAUUUGACCUCUCUUGUAGCUCUUCAAUUAUUUUGCACAAUAUUUCUUUUUUGAAAUUUUAUAUUUCUUGUUUACAAAAAUUAAUAAAAGUGUUUUUUUUUUUAAUAGAAUUGAUUGUUUAUCAGUCCAACCUAUACCAUGUUUUCAAGAAUGUUGGCUCGGGAUACAGUUUGAUAUUUAUUAUUAGUGAAAUAACUCCAGCAGAAUUUUUUACUAGGUUCUUAUCAUUGCAGUGCCUAUUAAAGAAAUGUUCCGCCCAAAAAUGUA